Molecule: messenger RNA, 4390 nt
Organism: Elaeis guineensis (African oil palm)
Lineage: Eukaryota; Viridiplantae; Streptophyta; Magnoliopsida; Arecales; Arecaceae
Source: RefSeq, a predicted model, not a curated record
UUCUCCUCCGUACUCUCUCCUUUUCCUUCCAUACGAAGAAAUUUAUAGAAGGAAAAAAGAAAAAGAAAAAGGCUAAAGGAGCAAAGAAAGUUUCGUUCGAUCGAUUCGAACAAAUCGGUACGCUUUUGCGAUCAUUGGGAAACGAUAUAUGUGUUCUCGAAUCACUUGGAAUUUCUUGAAUUCUUUAAAGCUCGGAAUUCAAAAAAGCGAAGGAUUCGGAGAAUAAUCUAACGGCAACUUUCUUGCUCUGAGUGAUUAAUGAGAGAAUAAAUGGGAUUCCGAUUCCGUUUGCUUUCAUUGAGUCCCUAAAAACUCGUCGUUUUUAGUUCGCUUUAGUUUCCGGGGUGGCUUUGGUUUGAGUCCUUUGGCAGUAAGCAGAAGAGAGAGAGCUUCUAGGAGAAGUGAUUCUUACACAGCCUCAUCUUUUUACUGGAGAUUGUUGGGGUUUAAGAGAGGUUCUUCACCUCUUGGAUUUCGCUAGUCUCCUGAUUGAAGCCGUUGAUAAAAGAGAAGUGUUUAAAUUGUUCUUUGAAAGAUACUUUCUAUGCCUCACGUGAGCAUAAAUAUACAGGGUUUUCAGAAAUGAGGAAGUUCUUUUCCUUCAGAUCUUCUUCAUCCAGCAAUGCAAACAGAAAUCCAACACCUACAACUCCUGUAUCUUCCAGAAAGGUCAACAGCUAUCGGGAGACACAAGGUCAGAAUGAUGCAAAAAUUCCAGUGGUUGAAAAGAUUCAGGAUGGCUCUCAAAUGCUCAAGUAUUCUGCUUUUAAGCCAGUGAAACAACACCAGGAAAGUGAUAUUUCAUCUUGUUCACAUCGUAGAAGGAGCCUUUCAUUUUCCUCUGCAAUUCAAAGUGGCACAGGAGAAGGAAAUACGCAUUAUUUAAGCAAUUUAAGAAGAUCACCAUCUAGCUGUGGAAGCUCACCCUGUCAUGUGACUGAAUGCCAUUCACACUGCAAUCCUCAGAGUCCGGAAAGUUGUACAAGACCUAAAAGAGGUGGUCAGUCUGUAGUUCGGCAUUUGCAUGCUGUUGAGGAACUGGAUUCUUCUUGUUCAUCCAAAGGUUGUCAAUGUUUAUCAGGAAAUUCACCUUACAAGUCUCCAAUUCCACUAAGAUGCAAGGCUGCUCGCCUAACUCAGGUUUUAGAUAGAAACAGACUUCUAGACCACUACAUUGAUGGAGAGCAUCAGGAAAUCAAAUCCCAGAAGGAUUCUCAGAACCAUUUUCCUGAUACUGAAAAUGAUUGUUGUCUAGCAAAGAAUAAAGCAUUUCCCUGCUCAGGAAGGUCACCAUGUGCUCAAUGUGUGGUACCAUCUUCACCAUCAUAUAGCAAAGAGAACCUUAGAACCUACUCAUUUAGGGAAGUAAAAGAUAUCUGUUGCCACCUUUGUAUGCAAGAUUGGACAAGAGAUGAUCUCAGGCCAGCAUUUACACAGAGGCAUACAAAAAAGACUCAAGAGAAUCCAUUGCAUGCAUUGCAUGAGAGAUCUAUGAUGAAAUCACAAGAUUAUGACUCUGAAACUAUUACAACAAUUGAAGAUAUAUAUGAGGAUUCAUCAGACCCACAGCCCACUUUUAGUUCAAAUGACAUUGGCCAACAUUGUUCUACUGAUUGCUCUCCACCUUAUGAGAAUUUUAAUGACUAUUGUAAUAAGGAGUUGUUGGGUUUUCAAAGUCAAAAUUGUUUUCUCAAAAAUAGUUCAAUGGGCAAUAAAAAUGAUAAAUCCACAAGUUCUGUGCUAUUGGAAUGGGAUAUAGACGAAGAGUUACUUAAGAAGGUGAAGGAGGUCGAACAAAUGAUCGUGCUUCUAUCUGAGGAAGACUUGGAGCUGGUAGAACUUCAGAACUGCAGCUUAAAUGCGCCAGCAUUGCUGCAGACAAUUAGGAAUAUUAGUGAAGACAGGAAAAACUUGGCAGUUGAGCUCUUAUCACAGAUAAAGUUCCGACUUGCAGAGAGGUCUGAUGCAAAAGAGGGGUGGAAACUGGCUAGGUUAGAACUAGACAUUCGAACUAGGAGGCUGGAAAAGGAGAAGAAUGAACUGCAAUCGAGUUUAGAGAAAGAAUUGGACAGAAGGUCCAGUGACUGGUCCUUGAAGCUUGAAAAGUUUCAGUCUGAGGAGCAGAGGCUUCGGGAACGGGUAAGAGACCUGGCAGAGCAAAAUGUAUCUCUUCAGAGGGAAAUAUCUUCACUUAAACGUUUUGAGGUGGAUACCAGAAAUCGGAUGUUGAAUUCUGAAAUGCAAGUAAAUGAUCUGACAGCUAGUUUGGAGCAAGCAAGGACAGAGAAUCAUGACUUCCAUCAAGCCUUAUCAGAGUUGCAGGAACGCUUGAAUGGCACAGAAGAAGAUCGGGAUUCUAUAAGAAGAAGCUACAAGGAGAAAGAAAGGGAGAACAAGGAAUUGCAGAAAGUGGUUGUACAUUUGCAAAGGGUGUGCACCGAACAAGAUAAGACAAUCAAUGGUUUGAGACGGGGCUUUACUGAUGAAAUUGGAAAGCAAUCAAUAGAGAGAGUCGAUCAUGAAAGUAUGUUGCAGAUGGAGAUAUUGAGAUUGACAGGUGUGGAACAAAACCUAAGGAAGGAGAUGGAGUCUUUGAGGCAUGAACUGGAAUCCCUGAGGCAUGAGAACAUAGGCCUUUUGAAUCGCCUGCAUGCUACUGGAAAUGGCUGCGGGUUCUCCACAAUUAAACUUGACCAGGAGCUUUGUGCACAAGUAGAUUUCUUGCAGAAUAAGGGCUUGUCCUUGCUCCAUGAUUUUGAUCACUUUACUGGUGAGUUAUUGGGCUUUAUAAAUCACAAGAAGACGUGUGAACAUGACCAACAAGCUAACAAUGACUUUGAUGAAUAUCCAUUUGCUGACUACACUAUGAAAUAUCAGAGUUUAAGGAGAGGACAUGAAAAUUUUAGAAGAACUAUGCAAACAAUAGCAGCAAUAUUAGCUGACAAGUCCAGUUCACAAGCACUGGAUUGUCAGUCAGAGACUGCAGAACAUGGUGGAUCAAAGCAUUCAAAGGAUGAAUUAGAACAUGAAUUGAUGGCAGAAACUAUGCUAACGAGAGUACUGCGAGAGAAGCUAUGUGCCAAAGAACUGGAAAUUGAUCAACUAAAGGCAGACUUGGCUUCUUUGGUAAGGGUUCAUGAUGUCUUGCGGACUGAGAUUCAGAGGCUGCAGGACGAACUAUCCUGUCUCACCCACAAGGUGAAGGAUACAGAGCUUCAGAUGCUGAAGAAACAUGAAAGCAUUAAGCAGCUUCAGCAUGAUCUUCAAGAGUGCACAAAGGAACUGACUGCAACCCACAAUAUACUUAGGAAAGUUUCUGAGGAGAGGGACCAUAUGUGGGAGGAGGUGAAGCGUUCAAGAGAGGCAAUUAUGCUUCUGAAUCACGAGGCUCUUUCUCUUAAAAAGAAAAUUGAAGAACUUGAAGAAGAUGUUCUCACCAAAGAGGGUCAGGUUGCUAUCUUGAAAGACAGCCUUGGUGACAGGCCAUUUGAUAUCAUCUGUAGUCCUAGAUCAGUGAAAGAAUUUUCACUGGAAUGAGUAAAAAUGAGAUGAAGGCUGAUGAAUGUUCAUUUUAUUGGGAUGUUGUUCUCGGCUUCUGGAGCUAAUAUCAAAUAUCAGAAGAAAUCUUUCAAGGUUUUACAGUGUCAUGCUGGGUAAACAACCAUUAUUGAUAGAUACAGCUUGUACAUUUCAUAUAGUUUGUUUUUCUUUUUCUUUUUUUUUUUCUUUUUUUCUUCUUUUCCAUUUUUGUGUUUUUCAUUGAUUGAGCUCUUACAGAAUAAGUUUGCUGGUGUCAGGUUUUUUUUUCUUUAGUUUCUUUUCUAGUUAUCCAAAUGUUUGAUGGAGAAAGAUUACUGAUACAGAAAAAUGAGGGUUGUUUGAUAUUUUUUGUGUACAUGAAUGAGUUCGAUGGCAAACUUUAUGCAUUAAUUAUUGCAUUACUGAAUUUCUGGUUUUUUUGAAAAAAUAUUAUUGUUUCUUCUCUUGGGGGAUAAGCUACCUAGGUCUGAAUGGGCAAUUUCAAAAGGUGGUCUUUCGUUGCUGUGGAGUAUUGACAAGGACUGCAUUGUUGGAUGUGCCUCUCAUAACACGUUGAUCUGAAGACGCUGUUAUUUAAAAUAACCAAGAAGCAAAUGGGCUUCCUAAUGAUAGACCUCUUUCAUAUGAAUGUUUCCCUCUUCUCGUUUUGAUAUACAAGAUCACUUAUAUACAGUAAAUUGUAAAGCCAAGAUCAACAUUGGUCAAAUAGAAUGUCACAGAAAAUUUUGUUGUGAAGUAUAACAGCCUAUCAUGGCAGAUAUAUUACCGUUUGUUCAUUCAUGUCACAAUUGAUAUGUAGUUCAUAUGCACUUCAAAGCAAUUAUGGAUUAUACUUUUGUGAAUUGCCAAU